AUGAAUCGUUAUUGGUGGAGAUCCAAGAAUGAACAAGGUAUACAUUGGAAGGCAUGGGAUAAACUAUGUAUUCCAAAGAAGUAUGGAGGGUUGGGAUUUAAGGACUUACAUGCCUUUAAUCUUGCCAUGUUGGGGAAGCAAGGGUGGCGUAUUCUGACACAGCCGCAAUCAUUAGUUUCGAGAGUUUAUAAGGCCAGGUAUUAUCCCACUAAUUCUUUCUAUGAGGCAUGCUUGGGUAAUAACCCAAGCUUUUGUUGGCGGAGUAUUUUGGCAGCUCAGGAGUUAAUUUGUGGGGGUGUGAGGAGAAGAAUUGGGAAUGGUAAAACAAAUUUAAUUUGGGACCACCCAUGGUUACAUGAUGAAAACCACCCGAGGAUACAAACAGAAAAACCACCCCAAUUGGCGCAGGCAAAGGUGAUGGGACUAAUGGAUCAACAAACUAGAACUUGGGAUCCGGAUAUUCUCACAGAUAUUUUCAUAUUGGAGGAUGUGGAAAGAAUUAAAAAAAUACCUGUGUCACUUGAUUAUGAUGAUUUGUGGUACUGGUAUGGGGAUCCAAAUGGUGAAUAUUCAGUCAAGAAUGGGUAUAGGAGACUAGUGGAUGAUAAUCAGAUUAUUUAUGCAGUGGCAAUUCUAUACUACAUUUGGCGUGCGAGGAAUGGGGCUGUUUGGGACGCAUGUUUGUCCAGGCCUCAGAAAGUAAUUGCGAUGGCGUCUUCAGCUGUACACUCGUGGAGAAUUGCGCACCCGACGCAUGUACAAUUGCAGGCCGAUGCGGCUGUAGUGGACCACGGUGGAGCGCCAACUGCACUGCUGCUGAAUGCCGCAACCAAUACUGCCGAACCGGCAGUGAACGGCCUGCUGCCUAUGACCAGCGCUGUGAUGAUGCCACACGAACACCAACUGCCACAAACAAUUGCGCCACACGCGGAUCCCCUCAAGUGCUACGUCGACGCGGCGUACGACCCACAAACGAACAAGGCGGCGGCGGGUGCUAUUAUUCUAGAUGCGCAAGGAGGAUAUAUUUCCGCAAUGACCACCCCUAUAUCAGAUUGUUUUACACCACUAAUGGCGGAGGCUCUAGCGUGCAAGGAAGUAUUGUCAUGGUUGAGAGAUCGCGGUAUAAACUCUAUCCAGCUCUUCACAGAUUGCUUAGUACUACAACAAUAUCUAUCAUCUACGACUCAAUCAUCACGGUCUUACUUGGGCUAUGCCAUUGAUAGCUGCAGGACUAGUAUGUUGACUUUUGAGAAUUGUUUAAUUCGACAUGUUCCUAUAUUAGAUAAUUAUUUAGCUCAUACUUUAGCAUCUAUUGCCGUUACUCAGACGACAGUUAUGUAUUCGGACUCAGGUCCACCAGCUGCUAUUUUUGCAUAUUUUGAAUAA
This is a messenger RNA of Ipomoea nil (Japanese morning glory), 1386 nucleotides long. RefSeq lists its product as uncharacterized. The record is from RefSeq and is a predicted model, not a curated record. Gene Ontology annotation, molecular function: RNA-DNA hybrid ribonuclease activity; nucleic acid binding. The coding region runs from base 1 to 1386 and encodes 461 amino acids. The transcript is spliced from 2 exons. NCBI's taxonomy places the organism in Eukaryota, Viridiplantae, Streptophyta, Magnoliopsida, Solanales, Convolvulaceae.